AUGCGUGCUUCGCUUAUGAUCAAGGCCAGAUGGAUGACACCACUUAUCCCCUAUGUGCAAGUACAAAAGGAUUUCUCUGAAAGAGGGGGAGUAGAGCAGCAUCUGUUUUAUAGUGAAGAAGCUCAUAGUACUCCGACAAUACCUCAUCAGUCCCAGUUUUGGUUCAGCCCUGGUCAGUUCACCCAGCUCGAUGGCGCCAUUUGCCAGAACGGCACCCCUGAUGCGAAUAUUAGUUGCCUGGAUGAAAUUGAUGUUCAUGGGCGGCAGCGCAGUACACUCUGGCUCGGCAGCUGCUGUUUCCAAGAAGGCACUGGGCAGGGAUAUUCUGACCAGCUGGAAGCACAUGCACAUCGUCUUUUCAAGGGCGCUGGAUGGACUAUUAAGCCACGGAAAAGGAAUGACAGGGCUAAGAUGGCAUCCUACUUCACAGCUCCAAACAGGGAAGCGGCAAAACAUCACAUCGAUGCAAGUGAUGAUGGAAGGCAAACUCAUGGUCAACCAAAUGCUCUUAAUAGCUCUGUAAAAAAGUCAAGGAAGAAAUCGAAAAGGACAUUUGAUAUUAGCUCAGCUGGACUGGAUGGGACCAAUGUACCAACCAUGGGCAUGGCUGACCCAGGGAACACCAAUGCCUUUGAGGAACACGAAACCCACUGUGUACUACAAGGGAGUCACAGUCAGAUGCCACAGCGUUCUGCCAUGAUGACAAGGUCUGGAAAAAGAUACUCCCCAUCCCAUGGAGAAUUUUAUGAGGAUUCACAAAGUGAUCCAACAGGAAAUACUGUACCUGUUGAGUUAUCCCAUGAAUCUAGUGCUGAUGUUCUGGGAACUUAUCUAACAUGUGACUCACAAAUCUGCAAGAGAGCACUGCCAAAAUGA
Messenger RNA from Miscanthus lutarioriparius, 876 nucleotides. Lineage: Eukaryota; Viridiplantae; Streptophyta; Magnoliopsida; Poales; Poaceae. The record is from the annotation of a GenBank genome assembly.